This is a messenger RNA of Alternaria metachromatica, 4245 nucleotides long. RefSeq lists its product as uncharacterized. The transcript is spliced from 2 exons. The record is from RefSeq and is a predicted model, not a curated record. The coding region runs from base 1 to 4245 and encodes 1414 amino acids. NCBI's taxonomy places the organism in Eukaryota, Fungi, Ascomycota, Dothideomycetes, Pleosporales, Pleosporaceae.
AUGAACCUGAGCCACGAUCUUGCCCUCGCUUUUUCCCAGAUUGAGGUGCUCGAAGGAGAGCUCGGCUUGGCUGAUCAAGAGAUCAGGUUGUUGAGAGAGGAGAACGCGAUGUUGCGAGAGAAUAACACGACGCUGAAGGACUGCCUGGACGGCCGAGACGAUGCUGAGCGCGAGGUGAUAUCGGAAAUGGAAAGCCGUCUUGAACAUCUACAUGAGGAGUUACAGGGCCUAGAUGCCAUUCUGCAAGCAGUCAUGGAUGCUAUGGGCGUGACAGACGGCAAUGAGUCGUCUGGAGUCUACUUUGAGGGGGACUGGGAAGACAUGGCGAGGUUGUGGCGGGAAGGUCAAGAUGAAGGGAAUGCAAAUCAUGCAAGGAGCGAUCGGGCACCUGUGGGUCGGCAACCAGCGGAUGCCAGGCUUCCGCACGAGUUAAUGACUGAUACAGACGCUUCUGACCCGUCACGCCACUUCGAGCGCAGCAAUGCGCCUAGCCCGGAAGGAAGACGUUCACAGCAAGCUUGUCCAGAUACAUUGCGACAGAUCGAAACGGAAAUGGCUAUCCUCCGACUCCAGGACCGUAUGGAAGGAACCGAGGCUGGAAUGAGAGCCUUGACCAGCCGAUACGAUGCGCAAGAUCAAUGGCACGACUUGCUAGUUGAAAUUUUGCAUGGACAAGAGAUGAUCUUUGAGGACAUACUCAGUACUAUCUACGAGGCGCAAGAUGAGUAUGACGAUGACGACGACGACGACGGGCCAUACUGUACGUGCGGUGAGCAUGGAGAUGACCUUAAUGCUGGAGAUAUGAAUGCGACAUUAAGAGGCGGAAUGGGUGGGAGAGACGAAGACGAGGAAUUCGUGUAUGAUUAUGGUGGGUACACGAACUGGGAUCAGAUGGACGCUUCGUCGCAAGAGGAGGGUAUGAAUGGAAGCCAGAGUAGUGGUCGCGAUAAAGAGAUCAUCCGAGAAUUGCGACAGCAGGUUGAGCGCUUGAAAGAGCAGGUGCGUACGCUUGUGGAGACGGCGCAACAGGACAGUCUUUCUCGAUCGAGAGACCGCCAAGAGGAGAAAGAAGAUGAACCAAGUCUGCGUGGUGGAAGUGGAGAAGAGGAGAUUGAUCACAAUGGCAGUCGCGAGCAUAUCGAUACCAGCAGCGUCCCUACUCUCAUCCCAGCCUCACCACACUUGCUCUGUCAGCGAGCCGCAACUCGGGUCGGCGAUUCCACCAUCCACUAUAUCCUCGUAUACCUACCUCCAGGUUUCGUCAUUCCCGGAACCAACAAGCCCGAGCUUGUUUUCCACAGCGCUGCGACAAUCUACUAUUUCCCAACAGGAGCAACAGAAGACUUCGUAAAACGAGAAGCCUGGAAGCAAAAGGCUUGCGGAAACGGACACUGGCAAGAAGUCGCGAUUCACAAGAUACAGUCAAAGCAGGUGUUCAAGAGUGCGAUCGCAAGCUGGUGGGAGACCAUGGGACUAAGCUGGAAUGUCCUGACGGAUGGGGACUGGGACUUUGAUGGAGACGAAGGUGAUAUGUAUAUGGUCAACGACAACAACCUUUUUCUCACGAAUCGCACAAGAGAAGUAGCCGGCGCGCAAAUCCGGGGCGGAAGUGGCUACGAAAACGACCCAUCAUCCGCGAACGAGAGCUCAGCGAACAAUUCUAGCAGCAUAUUUGAGCAGCUCAUGCAAGAGGCCGCGACAUUAUGUGUGGGCCCUCCAACCUCUCAACGUGGAGAUUUUUGGAUGACUUUGGCCAAUGUACUACAAACACGCAACUGCUUUCUCGAACGGGAACUCGAGAACUUCGAGGAGCUAAACCAGAGUCUCAUGCAGGAUCUACAUUGGCAGAUGGAUGUACAAGUAGAGAUGGAAGAGCGGCUUGAGGCCGCACUGGCAGAAAAGGACGCAAUCGCUGAAGACCUGGAGGUUCUCAAGACCCGCUUGAUGCAUUUAAUCGAGAGUACUACAUCUCGUACGGUAUGCACGGAUGAUAAAGAAGACUUGGUUUUGACUGACGAAAUCCGUGUGGAAUCGCCAGGCCUAGGAACGAUGCGAGGCGGAAACGAAGAUCCAUCAUCACCAGCGACAUCUACGAAGGACACGACUCCACGAGCAUUCCUCUCCGACCCUUCCCGUACGUGUGCCAUUAUCACAGCGAAGUCUUUCGACUUCUAUCCGAGACAAUCCACCAUAGUCUUUGCUGGUGCCUCUCCACACCUAUACCAGUUUCCUCACAGGUCGACACUGCCUGAAAUCUGUCGCAUCCUUGAAAUCGAUGACGGGGAACAAUCGCUCGCCGACGAUCCAUAUAUCGCGCGCGUCUUGGAGAUCAUGAAGAUCCGUGAAGAGAUGGGUAUAGAGUUGCCCGAGAACGUCAGCGAUGAGCGUGUCACUAUCAGCAUAUGCGAUGUUCCCAGUGAUUGUCACUUGGAUCGCGAAACAAAGAUAGCUACAUGGGAGGUGCAUGAGGAAGAUGUGGACGUUCUCGGGAAGCUACUGACGAAGCUGGAGAUCGAUGUAAAUACAUCGAAGUCGUCUACCAGUGCCUCGGUCAGGACCGCAUCGAGCGAACAAGAGCACGACUACUAUCAAGAUGUUGGCGAUUUGGUCAAUUCGCUCAAUGACGCAGUCGAAGACGAGCUUGAAGCCAGCUUGCCGAAGUCCUGCACGUGUCGGGUACAUCCUGUAAAUGAUAGUGAGAGCUUCUCUGAGAUGAAAGAGGUAAAGGAACCAUGUUUGUUAUCCGUUCGUGGCGGUGGUAGCGAUUCUGAGUACUGGAACCAUGAUGCACACGGCAACCGAGAGUUCCCGCUACAAAAUCCCAAGUUGCCUGCUGCACCAGGUAUCCCACCUAUCACUCCAAAAUCCUAUGGUACGCUGGCACCAAAUACUCCUAGCUUAAGUUCAAACGAGGCGAUCAUUACGGCAAAAAGUCCUUUGAGCAUAAGACUGGGCCGCCUUAUGUUCCCUGUCAAGUUCGUUCAACGGCACGAGGAUAGCAUCAGCCGCUUUGACUGGCAACAUACUAAGCGACUGAAUCCUCAGUUCAGAGACAAGCGCUCCAGAAGUUACAAGUAUACAAGAGGUGCUCAAUGCGAAGUCUGGGCUAUGCAGCUGGACGAACACCGAGAGCACUGCGACUAUUGUCAAGCAAUGUUCAUUGAGGAAGACUACGCUAGAAGCAAUGCAACAUCUACUUUUGAAGACGUCACUUCUAAGCCGCCAAUAGGAGCUAGGAGAUCUUCGGAAAACACCAUCUGGCCUGGAAUCCGCAAUGAAACAACCCUCCGCGCUGGUGACCACACAGACUCCGGCUUGAGGGGCGGUGCCGGUAAUGAAAGAGAUCUGGAACAUGAAGGCGAGGAAAACGAGGACUGGCGAUCCGAGUGGGAAGAUCUAGCUAGCCAAACUCAAUUCUCGGGUUAUCAGCCUCGCACGUUUCGCAACUCCAGCACGCUUUCCACAAAGACAACGACUUCACCCCCUUCGCCCGUUGACCGCAACUUCCGAAAAGAUCGCUGGCCCCAGUCAUGGGAUGUUUGUACCGCCGAAGAGUUCCUAAGGACGGAACAUAGGAAUGUAGAUCGCCGCGAAGUCCGUGCAGUACCGAGACCAAAACUGGGCGAGAGACUGUGUAAGAAAUGUGCAGAGCUCUUGAAUUUGCUCGCUAAGUAUAUUGCGAAGUUAAGUCAGCGACUGACGGCCAGGACGUCAAAGAGACCAAUGAACACACCUAGAGUUCCUCGUGACGAGACUUUAGGUUCGAGAGCGAAGCCCAAAAGGAAGCCAAAGAAGCGUAUUUCAAAACUAGCCUUUCAGACACCAGCAGCGCCAGCGCCCUCAAGACUGGGCUGGGAAGCCUGGUACGUGAACCGCCGGCUUCCUUACCUACCAUUAGACAAGUCACUUCCGGUCACACCUCGCGCAUCGAUGUCAACUCUCACCAAGUCCUUUGAAUCGAAAGGGAAGUUUCCUGCAACGCCUCGGGAUUCCUUCUCACGCAUCGACUGCGCGCGCAUCAUCGCUCAGGCACAGGAUAGUGCACAUGCAAACUUUGUGAGCCAAGGAGCGGACCAAUGGCAUGUGCCAACAGUUGCUGGGCCAUCAGACCUGGUGAAGGAAGCGCUCAUGUGGUUGGAUUAUGAAGAUAAGUCGGGGAAGAUAGGAAAGACCGUUUUUGAUGGAAACAUGGUAGACGAAACUGAGUACGAUUAUUCCCGUAACGCCAAGCUGGCAGUAGUGUAG